Molecule: messenger RNA, 5382 nt
Organism: Knipowitschia caucasica
Lineage: Eukaryota; Metazoa; Chordata; Actinopteri; Gobiiformes; Gobiidae
Source: the annotation of a GenBank genome assembly
AUGUGGGGUGUUGGUGUGGUUGGUUUGUUUGUUUUGGGGGUGAGGGGGAUUGAUUAUUUUGUGGGGGGGUGGGGUGGUGGUUGGGGGGGGGGUGGGUGGUGGGGGGGGGGGGUGUGUAGGGUGGGGGAGUGGGUGGGGUUUGUGUGGUGUGGGUUGUGGGGGUGUUGGGGGGGGGUGGGGUGGUGGGGGGGGGUGGGUGUGAGGUGUGUUGGGUUUAUUGGGUGGGUGUUGUGGGGGUGGGUUUUGGGGUGGAUUUUUGGGUUGAGGUGGGGUUUUGGGUGUGGGGUUUGUGGGUUUGUGGGUGGUGAGUGGGGUUGUUGGGGGUUUUUUGGUUGUGUGUAUGGUGGGUUGUGGGGGGUUGGUGGUUGUGGGGGGGGGUGUAUUUUGGUUGGUGGUUGGGGGGGUGGGUGGUUUGUGUUGUGUGGGAUUGGGUAUUGGGGUGGUGUUUUGGGGGUGGGUUUGUGUUUAGGUGGUGGGGGGGGGUUUGGGUUGUUGGGGGUUGUUUUGUGGGGGUUGAUGGGAGUGUUAGUAUUUGUUAGGAAGGGGGGUGGGGGUGUGGUGUGGUUGUUGUUUGGUGUUUGGGGGGGGGGUGUUUGGGUUUGGGUGUGUGGUUGGGUGUUUGGGGGGGGGGGGGGGGGUUUUGUGGGGUGUGGGGGGUGGGGUUGUUGUUGUAGAAUAAUAUAUAUUUUUUUUUUUGGGGGGGUGGGUUGGUUUGGGGGUGGUGUGGGGUUUGGUUGGUUUGUUGUGUGUUGGGGGGGAGUGUUGGGUUUGUUUGUGGUGGGGGGGGGUGGGUGUUUGUGGUUAUGGGGGGUGGAUUUGUGGGGUUGGUUUUGUUGGAUUUGGUUGUGGUGUGUAUGUGUGGGGGUGUGGGGGGUGUUGGGGGGGUGGGUUGGUGGGGGGGGGGUGGGGGGUUUGUGGGGGUUAAGGGGUUUGGUUGGUUGGGGUGGGUUGGGUGUGGGUGUGGUGGGGUUUGGUGGGGGGGGUGGGUGUGGGGGUGAUUGGGGGGGGGGGGGGGGGGGGUGGGUUGGUGGGGGUGUUGGGGGGGGUGGGGGGUGGGGGUGUUGUUGGGGUUGGUGUGGUUGGGGUUGGUGGGGGGGGGGGGGGGGGGUGUGUGGUGGGGGGUGGGGGGUGUGGGUGGUGGGGGUGGUGUUGGUGUUGGGGUGGUGGGGUGGUGGGGGGGGGGUGUGUGGUGGUUUGUGGUUUGUGUGGGUGUGGGGGUUGGUUUUAGGUUGGUGUGGUGGAAUUGAUUGUGGGUGUUGUGGUUUGGGGGGGGGGUUGGGUGGGGUGUAUUGGUGGGGGGGUUGUGUUGGGGUGGGGGGGUGGGGGGGGUGGGGGGGGGGGUUGGGGGGGGGGGGGGGGGUUUUUGGGGUUUGGGGGGGGGGGGGGUGGUGUGGGAGGGUGGGUUGUGUGUGUGUUUUGGGGGUGGGGUGGUUUUGGUUUGGUGGUUGGGUGGUUUGUGUUAUAUUUGGUGGGGGUUGGGGUUAUGGAGGGUUGGGUUUGGGGGGGUGGUGUUGUGUGGUUGGGUUUGUGGUGGGGUGGGGGGGGGUGGGGUGUGUUUGGGUUUGGUGGGGUUGGGGUGUGGUGGGUUGGGUGUUGGGGUUUGGGUGGUGGUGGGGGGGGGUUUGGGGGGGGGUGUGGUGUUGUGUGUUGUUGUUGUUGUGGGUAUGUGUUUGGGUUGGGGUUGUGGGGGUUGGGGGGGUGGGUGUGUGGUGGUGUGGGGGGGUGUGUGGGGUGUGGGUGGUGUGGUUGUUUUGGAUGGUUGUGGGGGGGGGGUUGGGGGUGGGGGGGGGUGGGUGGGGUUUUGGGUGGGUGGGGGGUGGGUUGUUUGGGUGUGUUUUGGUGUGGUUUGUGGGGUGGGGGUGGGGGGUGGGGUGGGGGGGGUGGGGGGGUGGUGGGGUGGGGGGGGUGGGGGGGGGUGUUGUUGGGGGUGUGUUUGGGGUAUUUUUGUUUGUGUUGUUAUGUUGGUAUGUUUUUUUGGGGUGGGGGGUGGUGGGGUGGGUUUGUUUUGUGGGUGGGUGUGGGGGGGUUUGUUUGGUUGUGUGUGGUUGGGGGGGGGGGUGGUGUGGGUGGUUGUUUGUGUGUGUAGGUGUUUGUUAUAUUGGUUUGUUGGUUUGUGGUGGGUGGGGGGUGGUUUGGGUGGUUGUUGGGGGUUGUGUUUUUGGUUAUUGGGUAUUGGGUAUGUUGUGUUGUGUUGGUGUUGGGGGGUGGGGGGGGGGGGGGGGUUGUGUUUGGUGGGUAGGGGUGGUUGGGGGGGUUUUGUGUGAGGGGUGUGUGGGGGGGGGGUGUGGGGGGGGGGGGUGGGAUGGGGUUUGGGGGUUGGGGGUGUGUGGGUUGGGGGGGGGUUGGGGGGUUUGGGGGGGGGUUGGGGUUUGGGGGGGGGUUGGGGUGUUUGGGGGUAGGGGGGUGGGUUUGGGGGGUUGGGGGGUUGGGGGUUGGGGGGUUGGGGGUUGGGGGUUGGGGGUUGGGGGGUUGGGGGGGGGGUUGGGUGUUGGGUGUGGGGGUUGGGGGGUUGGGGGGUUGGGGGGGGGUUUGUGGGUGGGGGUUGGGGUGGGGUUUGGGGUUUGUGGGGGUUGGUGGGUUGGUGUGGGUUGGGGGUUGGGGGGGUGGUGGGUUUGGGGGUUGGGUUGUUGUGGGGUUGGGGGGGGUUGGGGGUGUGUGUGGUGUGUGUGGGUUUGGGUUGUUUUUGGGUUUUGUUUGUUGGUUGUGUUGUGGGUGGUUGUGGGGUUGGGUGUGUGUGGUUGGGUUGUUGGGGUUGUGGGGGUGUUUUUGGGGUGGUUGUUUGUGGUGGGGUGGGUGUGUGUGUUUGGUGGGGGGGGGGGGGUUGUGGGUGGGUGUGGUGGGUGGGGUGGGUGGGGGGGGGUGUGGUGGUGUGUGGGUUGUUGUGGGGUGGGGGGGGUGGGUGUUUGGGUUGGUUGUUUGUGUGGUGGGGUUUGGUGGUGGGGUGUUGGUGGGGGUUUGGUGGGGUGGUUUGGUGGGUGGGGUUGUGGGUGGGUUUGGUGUGGGGGUUUGGUGUUGGGUUUGGUGGAGGUGUUGUGUGGGGUUGUGUGGGUUUGGUGGUGGGGUUUGGUGGGUGGUGUUUGGUGGUGGGGUUUGGGUGGGUUGGGGUUGGUGGUGGUUUUGGGUGGUUGGUGUGGGGUUUGGUGUGGGGUUGGUGGUGGGUUUGGUGGGUGGGGUUGGUGGUUUGUUGGGUGGGUUUGGUGGUGGGGGGGGGUGGGGGGUGGGGGGGGGGGGGGGGGGUGGUGGGGGGGGGUGGUGGGGUGGGGGUGGGGGGGUGGGGGUGUUUUGGGGGGUGUUGGGGUGGGGGGUGGGGGGGUGGUGGGGGUGUGGGGGUGGGGGUGUGUGUGGGGGGUGUGGGUUGGGUGGGGGGGGGGGUGUGGGGGGGGGUUGGGGUGUGUGUGGGGGGGUGUGGUUGGUGGUUGGGUUGUUUUUUGGGGUUUUUUUUUGGGGGGGGGGGUUGGUGGGUGGGGGUGGGGUGGUUGUGUGGGUUGGGGGGGGGUUUUGGGUUGUUUGGUUGUGGGGGUGGGUGGGGUGGUUGUGGGGGGGUUGGGUGGGGGUGUGUGGGGGGGGGGUUUGGUGGGUGUGGUGGGGUGUGGGGGUGGGGGGUUGUUUUGGGGGGGGGGGGUUUGGUGGGGGGGGUUUGGGGGGGGGUUUGGGUGGUGUUUGGGGGGGGUGGUUGGUGGUGUGGGGGGGGGGGGGGGGGGGUGUUUGGGGGUGGGGGGGUUGGGGGGUGGGGUUGGGGUUGGUGGGGGGGGGGGGGGUGGUGGUGGGGGGGGUGGGGGGGUUGGGGGGGGGGUUGUGGGUGGGGGGUGGUUGUGGUGGGGGUGUGGUGGGUGGGUGUGGGGGGUGGGGGUUUGGGUUUGUGUGGGUUGGGUUUUUGGGUGUGUGUGUGGGGUGUGGUUUUGUGUUGGGUGGGGGGGGGGGGGGGGGUUUGUUUUUGUUGGGGGUGGGGUUUGGGUGUUGGGGUGUGUGUGGUGUGUUUGGUUUGGGGUGUUUGUUUGGGGUGGGGGGGGGGGGGGGGGGGUGGUUUGGUGGGGGGGUGGGUUUUUGGGGGGGUUGGGUGGGUUGUUGGGUUGUGGUGGGGUGGGGGGGGGGGGGGGGGGUGGGGGUGGUGGUGGGGUGUGGGGUGGGGGGGGGGGGGGGUGGGGGGUGGGGGUGGGGGGGGUGGGGGUGUGGGGGGGUUUUGGGUGGGUGGUGUGGUGUGUUGUGGUGGGGGUGGGGGGUUGGGGGGUUGGGGGGGGUGGGGGGGGUGUUUGGGGGUGGGUGUUGGGGGGGUGUUGUUGUGGGGGGGGUGUGGGGGUGGGGGGGUUGGGGGUUGGGGGGUUGGGUGUGUUUUGGUUGGGUGGGGGGGGGGGGGUUGGGGGUUGGGGGGGGUUUGUUGGGGUGUGGUGUGGGUGUGUUUGGUGGGUGGGGGGGGGGUGGGGGUGGGUUGUGGUUGGUGUGGGGUGUGGGGUGUGGUUUGGGGGGGGGGGUGGGGGUGGGGGUGGGGUGUUGGGUGGUGGGUGUGGGGUUGGGGUGGGGGGGGGGGGGGUGGUGGUUGGUGUUGGUGGUUGUGGGGGGGGUGUUGGUGGGUGGGUGGGGGUUGGUGGGGGGGGGGUGUGGGGGGUGGGUGGUGGUUGUUGUUGGGUUUGGGGGUGGUGUGUGGGGGUUGGGGUGGUUUUUGUUGUGUGGGGGGUGUGGGUGGUGGGGGGGGUGGUUUGGUGUGUGUGGGUGGUGGUUUGGGGGGGGGGGGGGUUGUGGGGGGGUGGGUGGGGUGUGGGUUGGGGUGGGGGGUGUGUGUUUGGGGGGGGGGUGGGGGUGGGGGGGGGGGUGUGUGUGGUGGUGGUGUGUGGGGGGGGGGUGGGGGGGGGUUUGGUGGGGGGUGGUGUGGGUUUGUGUUGGGGGGGGGGGGGGGGGGUGGUUUUGUGGGUGGUUGUGUUUUUUUUUGGUGGGUGGUGUGGGGGGGUGGUGGGGUGUUGGGUUUGGGGUGUGUGGGGUGUGGGGGUGGUGUGGGGGGGUGUUGGUGGUGGUGGUGUGUUGUGGUUUGGGGGGGGGUGGGGGGGUUGGGUGUGGGGGGUUGGGGGGGGUGGGGGGGGGGGUUGUGGUUGUUGGGUGUGUUGGGGUGGGGGGGGUGUGGGUGGGGGUUGGGUUGGGUGGGGGUUGUUGGGUGGGGUGGGGGGGGGGUGUGUGUGGUGUUUGGGUUUGUUGAUUUGUUGUUUGGGGUGUGGGUGGUUUGGGGUGUUGUGUGGUGUGGGUGGUGGUUGGGGGGGGGGGGGGGGGGUUUGUGGGGGGGGUUGGGUUGUUUGUUGGGGUUGGGGGUGGUGUGGUUUGGGGGGGGGGGUGGGGGGUGGGGGGGGUUGGGGUUGUGGGGGGUGGUGUUUUGGUGGGUGUGUUGGUAGGGGUUGA